Molecule: messenger RNA, 3722 nt
Organism: Trichomycterus rosablanca
Lineage: Eukaryota; Metazoa; Chordata; Actinopteri; Siluriformes; Trichomycteridae
Gene: atxn2l
Product: ataxin 2-like
Exons: 24
Coding region: 241-3297 (1018 amino acids)
Biological process (GO): cytoplasmic stress granule assembly
Cellular component (GO): cytoplasmic stress granule
Molecular function (GO): mRNA binding
Source: RefSeq, a predicted model, not a curated record
AGGCAAAUCCUGGGACGCGCUGCCGGCUUUUUUAGCUAAAUAAGAAAUCGUGAUAAAACUGUUGUUUCAGAGUGUUUAUGUCAUGUUUUUAAAAUAAAGACAGGAAACGAUUUGGGGAAUUGGAAAGGCAGUGAUCAAACACUGCAGAACAUUUUCGACUUACAGACUUGCACAUUAAGCUCUCCGAUUUACAGAACUGAGAGGGGCCGCCGUCGCUGAAGUAACGUUAGAUUUUCAGCCAUGUCUUUCCGCCGGCAAAAUCAACAGUCUGGACCAGGCGGGCGCAAAACAUCUAAUGGACCUUCUGGAUCGGUCGGCAUGCCUUCGACAGUUCCUGGGAGUAACGCUACCAGAUCAGCCGUAGGAAGGAACAGAAACUCAGUGAAGCCUCCCUCACAGUCUUCUCCUGUAUUUGAAGGAGUCUACAACAACUCCAGAAUGCUCCAUUUUCUUACAGCCAUAGUGGGCUCCAGGUGUGAUGUCCGGGUGAAGAAUGGCAGUGUGUAUGAGGGGAUUUUUAAAACACUAAGCUCAAAAUGUGAGCUGGCAGUAGACGCUGUGCACAAGUUAAGAAGUGAGGAUAGGGAUGGCAGUGGAAGUGGUGUGUCCACGCACCCCAAGAGGGAGGAGAUCACAGACAUCAUGAUUUUUAGCCCUAUUGACCUGAUCACUAUGACCUGCAGAGACGUGGACCUCAACUAUGCGAUAAGAGAUACUUUUACAGACUCUGCAAUUAGCUCGUCCAAAAUAAAUGGUGAUCAAAGAGAGAAGGUGCUUCAGAGGUGGGAUGGAGGAGACAGCAAUGGAGAAAAUUAUGAUUUGGAUGCAGACGCUUCUAAUGGCUGGGAUGCCAGUGAAAUGUUUCGCUUCAAUGAAGAAACAUACGGGGUGAAGUCUACCUAUGACUCUAGCCUCUCAAUGUACACGGUUCCCUUAGAGCGUGGUAGCUCAGAUGGUUUCAGGCAGCGAGAGGCACGAGCUGCGCGCCUGGCCAGUGAGAUUGAGGCAAGUUCACAGUACCGGCAUAGGGUGGCUCUGGAAAACGAUGAAGGGAGGAGUGAAGAGGAUAAGUACAGUGCAGUGACGCGAGAUGGAGGGGACAGAGAAAGAGGAAGCCCUGGCUGCUCCAGUUCUGGUAGCAGGGAAGGCAAGUACAUUCCUUUACCUCAGAGGGCGAGAGAGAGAGAAAUGGGUGGAUCCAAAGUUGAAAGAGGUGGCGCGUCCACUAUUCCUAAUCGAACAAAUCGACCUGCUAACUCAAGCUCCUCCCCCAGGCCUCUCCCUUCUGGCAGCAGUCAGCCUGCCCCAUCUUCUGACAGAACUAGUCCAUUGUCAGUCAGAGGAGGGUACUCUCCUCACCCUCCACAGUGUAGUCCACCUGCUCAGCCCCAGACUCUGGAGACUGGCCAUGCCAGUCCUCCUGCCGCACACCUGAUACCCCAUUCCCUCUUAGAGUCAACACAAUCUGUUAAUGGAGUGUCGUCCAGAACGUCCCCUAAAUCUCAGAGGCCUUCACAGACUAGAAGUUCACGCACGGUUAACUCUCAUUUAUCACAUACAGUCUCUUAUUCCCCCAAACCUGAUGCACCCAUCCAGGAUUUGUCUCUGGCUGCUCCUGCAUACCUGGACACCUCUGUAGUUGCCACGGUGACCACAAAACCCCCUGGUCCUAUACCUCUUUUUCCUGUAGAUGUAAAUGAGAUAUUAUCUAAGGAGAGGACCGAGGGCCCUGCCAGUCCACAUGAAAUCAAGAACAGCAAAGCUGCUUCACUUCAGCAGAGGUCACAAAUAGAGGAACUCCGUAAAUUUGGAAAGGAAUUUAGGCUGCUGUCCAGCUCCUCUCCCUCUAGUUCUAGUACUUCCAUUACAGCCAGUGAUCAUGCUCAACCAAGCCCCACCCAAAGCACACAGACAGACCCCAGCCCAUCCACAGUCUCACUCACAACUCCUCCACGUGAGCUUCCGUCUGAUGAAAUGACCAGAGAAACAAGUUCUGAAAGUUUGGCUGCAUCAUCCCCACCAUCCAGCAUGGCCAGUAUCACUCCCACAGCUACGCCUGGUGGUUCCUCACAAUCUUCAAUUGCUGAAGGGCAUAUAACAGUUCACCCCCAACCUGCAAGAACCGCAGGCAAGGAGGAUGGCAGGCCAGAGACUGUGGAGAGAGCCGAGGGUGUGACUGAGCAAAUAAAAAAAUCCACACUAAACCCGAAUGCCAAAGAAUUUAAUCCUGCUAAGGCCCCCCUCAGUUUGGUGAAGCCCUCGGCAACCCCCACACCCCCUCGACCUACACCUCCAAGCCCCUCAGUGGUGCUACCUCCUGCAGGGCAAGGAGCCAUCUAUAGUCCUCAGUAUCUAAGCUAUGUCUCAACCAUACCGAUACAGGGUCAUUCCGUACAGGCUCCUCAAAUGUACCAGUAUACUGUGUCUACCAUGAGCCAGGGCAAAUACCCCAGAGCUAAAGGCUCAGUGGUUGCACCACGAACAGACCACAACUCAUCAGCGCCUCCUAUGAUCCAGACAGCAGCUUCUGCUGCAGGUCCUCCCCUAGUGGCUUCUCCUUACCCACAGUCCUACCUGCAGUAUGGUCAGGUUAUUCCUGCUAUGCCCCACUACCCUGGACAGCCCAUGUACUCCAUGAUUCAGAGUGGAGCACGCAUGCUAACUUCAGGGGGACAUCCACAAUCACUGGGGCCCCCUGGUCCUCAAUACCCCGGCCAGACUGAGGGUCCUCCAGGAGCCCAACAAGGCAUGUACGCACCUCAGUCAUUCUCUCAUCACUCAGGCUCCAUGCAUCCUCCUCAGCCUUCAAGCACUCCAACUGGGAGCCAACCACCCCCACAACACCCUGCCCCCAGCCCGGGACAGUCCGGACAGUCAGGUCCACAGCCCCAGACUCUGUACCAUUCAGCUCCCCUGUCAGCUCCUACUCCCCCUAACAUGCCUCCAGGCCACAGCUCUCCCCAAGCCUCCUACCCUAUUCAGGGUUAUAGUUUAACAGGCCACCAGCCAUUACCCCACCCCUACUCUUCCAUUGGACAGUUAACACAGGCUCAUGUAACAGGAGCUCUGUCAGGUCCCCAUCACUCUGGGGGUCAUGGUCCUCCUCCUAUGAUGCUACUUCAUGCUCCUCCUCCACCUCAGCAAGGUUCUGGCCCUGGCCCCCAGCACCCCUCUCAUGCACCUCCACCGCCUCAGCAAGGAUCUCAUCAGCCCUACUCCUACAUCGGACACCCCCAGGCCGUGCAGGUGCAACCCCACCCUUCCCAGCAACUGCCCUUCCACCCUACUGGAAACUGAAAGAGAUAUGGUGAAACUGACCAGUUCUCUGGAGAGAAUGUUCAUCUUGAUUAUUCUGGACCAUGCACAUACACAAACUUAACACACAGUCAUAUUACCACACACACAGAGCCUCUCUUUCUGCUUCAGGAACAGAUUUUUAAUCCUUGAAAGGUUUGGGUGGGUUUUUUUUUUUAGGGGGGAGGGUUUUUUACAUUUAGGUUCAAAGGACGUAGGCACGAAGUGUGUCGAAACAGAAGGAAAUGAGUAAAAUUGUGUUAGAAUUACUAAGCGAUAGUGACAGAAUAAAACAGGAAUGAGACAUUUUAUAAGAGAGCUAGAUUUUGUCCUUCUUUCCCAACCCCUAAUUAAAUAAAUAAUAAAACAAAUUAAAAAAAAAAGAAAAAAUAUAAAAUGUACAAAAAUUAAUAAAAUUCCAAACUCUC